Molecule: messenger RNA, 2481 nt
Organism: Xyrauchen texanus (razorback sucker)
Lineage: Eukaryota; Metazoa; Chordata; Actinopteri; Cypriniformes; Catostomidae
Gene: gnai3
Product: guanine nucleotide binding protein (G protein), alpha inhibiting activity polypeptide 3
Exons: 8
Coding region: 434-1498 (354 amino acids)
Biological process (GO): adenylate cyclase-modulating G protein-coupled receptor signaling pathway
Cellular component (GO): heterotrimeric G-protein complex
Molecular function (GO): GTPase activity; G protein-coupled receptor binding; G-protein beta/gamma-subunit complex binding
Source: RefSeq, a predicted model, not a curated record
UCAUCCUAGAUUACUGCAAUCCACUUCGGGACAUUUGCAUGUUUCGGAUACAGUCUUCGAUUCAUUUUUUGCUAAGAUAUUUUUUUAAACUGGCGUUCAAAAACAAACCGCAGAAGAUAAAGAGUUUGAAACUUUUUAGUCAUUGCAUAGUCAACGGUUAACUGGUUUUGGCUCCUUUUGCGCAGUUCCUGCCCAUGUAGUUUCAGAGGGUCACGGUCCGAUGAUUAACCUUAACGUUAUCAGAACCGCCGUUUGAAUAUGUGUUAAAGUAUAUCUGUUUCCAUACCCUGGAAGCAUCGUCUGAGAACCUGCCAACGCCUUUUCUUUCUUCGUUAUUCUGCGUGCUGUAGGAGAAGAUAGCUCCCAACUACAACGUACAGUUUUGAAGGUUAUAUUAUUCCCUUGUCCCCUUUUUUAUAAACGUUUUGAAAAAAUGGGUUGCACAUUAAGUGCUGAAGAUAAAGCAGCGACGGAGAGGAGUAAGAUGAUUGAUCGGAACCUGCGAGAGGACGGAGAGAAAGCAUCCAGAGAAGUCAAACUACUGCUGCUCGGUGCUGGGGAAUCAGGGAAGAGCACAAUAGUCAAGCAAAUGAAGAUCAUUCACGAGGAUGGCUAUUCAGAUGAAGAGUGCAAGCAGUAUAAAGUUGUGGUUUACAGCAACACUAUCCAAUCCAUCAUUGCUAUCAUCAGGGCCAUGGGCCGCUUAAAGAUCGACUUUGAAGAUCAUGCAAGAGCAGACGAUGCUCGUCAGCUCUUUGUGCUUGCCGGCACUGCAGAGGAAGGGGUCAUGACCCCUGAGCUCUCUGGGGUCAUCUGCCGUUUAUGGAAGGAUGAAGGAGUGCAGACAUGUUUCGCCAGAUCACGAGAAUAUCAGCUCAAUGACUCUUCGUCAUACUAUCUGAAUGACCUGGAUAGGAUAUCUCAGCCCAACUACAUGCCUACUCAACAAGAUGUGCUGAGAACUCGGGUCAAGACCACUGGCAUUGUAGAAACACACUUCACCUUCAAAGAGCUCUACUUCAAGAUGUUUGAUGUUGGUGGCCAGCGAUCAGAACGGAAGAAAUGGAUUCAUUGUUUUGAGGGCGUCACUGCCAUUAUCUUUUGUGUUGCACUAAGUGACUAUGACCUGGUCCUAGCUGAGGAUGAGGAGAUGAACCGAAUGCAUGAGAGCAUGAAGCUCUUUGACAGCAUCUGCAACAACAAGUGGUUCACAGACACAUCCAUCAUCCUCUUCCUCAAUAAGAAGGAUCUAUUCGAGGAGAAGAUCAAGAGAAGUUCACUCACAAUAUGCUACCCAGAAUACUGCGAAUCAAACACAUACGAGGAGGCAGCAGCCUACAUCCAGUGCCAGUUUGAGGAUCUGAACAGACGAAAAGACACAAAAGAGAUCUAUACGCACUUCACCUGUGCCACUGACACCAAGAAUGUACAGUUUGUGUUUGAUGCUGUCACUGAUGUCAUCAUCAAGAAUAACCUCAUAGAGUGUGGCCUCUAUUGAAAUGUCAUCUUUCUGCUAAGGUAUGUGCAAGGGCAUAUCUAAAGAGAAAAGGGCCAAACCCUAAAGGACAGCACCUUUCUCACUUUAGAAUGAGAAGAAUAUAACAUCUGUAUUUAAAGGGAUAGUGCACACAAAAAUCAUCCAUCAUUUACCCUCAUGUUAUUCCAAACUUGUAUGAAAUUCUUUCUUCCGUGGAACACAAAAAAAAUAUUAUAAUAUGCGAAAUGUUAGGUAGCAAUAGCCUCACUCACCAUACACUUUUAUUGUAUUGAAAAAAAAGAGCUACUACAACAUUCUUCAAAAUUUCCUUCUUGUGUUACAUGAAAGCGAGAAAUUACAGGUUUGGAAUGACAUAGGGCUCUAUUUUAUUGACUGUGUAAGGCACAGCGCAACAUGCUACUACCGUGCGCAGCGUCAUAUCCAAUUUUCGUGAGAACACUAAUUCUAAGCACAAUUUUCAUGCCAGCGCAAAGCGCAAAUGGCCAUGGGUGGGAGUGUUUGCGCUACUGUGCAUGUAGGCACGCAAACUGUGGGUGAAUUGUAUGUAAAUGAAGUGCUGCAAAGUAAAAAAAAAUAUUUUCCUAACAAUUUGGUUUUGUUUAAUAUCACCUCUUAACUCAGCACAAAGUCAAAAUUCAGUUCCUGAAAUUGCAGUUUGGAUAUUCCACCAGCAGGUGAUAAUAAAGUUCAUGUCGAAAUUCUGAAAGUACAGAACAUCAAAUAAUGUCCUUGAAGAUUGCUGUUGAAGCUGUUUGUGGAAUCAAAAGAUUAUGAGAUUUGUGUUACAUUUUCCAGAGGUCAUGGUUUAUUUUUUCAAUUAUGAUUAUUAGGCCUAUUGUCAUUUUUAUUGUUUUAUUGUCGCUACAAAAGGGGCUGGUGGAAGGAGAGAGUAAAAUAUUUGGAUUUGGUAUGAUUUUUUUGACCACUUAAUUAUUUUGAUUAUAUUGUCGUUUAAUUUGAAGUGCAAUUUGAAUUUAUACAUA